Messenger RNA from Amyelois transitella, 628 nucleotides. Its product is annotated as general odorant-binding protein 69a-like. The transcript has a single exon. Gene Ontology annotation, molecular function: odorant binding. The record is from RefSeq and is a predicted model, not a curated record. Lineage: Eukaryota; Metazoa; Arthropoda; Insecta; Lepidoptera; Pyralidae. Bases 178 to 585 code for a protein of 135 amino acids.
AAUAACAUAGAGGACGCGGAAAGGAAAACAUUCGCUUCAUGCAAACAGUUUUUAAUCACAUCGAUGGUGGCAGAUAUGUAAUUUGGAGCCCACAUUUAUGUGAUAUGUUGGAGCAUAACGUUGACAUUGAGGGUCGCGUUUAUAAGGCGGGAGCCGGUGAGGCCGGGAGCAUUGGAGAUGGCACUGAGCGCGUGGGUGGUGGCGGCGGCCGUGCUGGCGGCGGUCGCGGCCAUGGACGACGAGAUGGCGGAGCUGGCCAAGAUGGUGCACGACAACUGCGGCGAGGAGACCGGCGCGGACCUCGCGCCCGUCGACAAGGUGAACGCGGGCGCCGACCUGGCCGACUUCCCGGACCCCAAGCUCAAGUGCUACAUCAAGUGCAUCAUGGAGACAGCGGGCAUGAUGACGGACGGCGAGGUGGACGUGGAGGCGGUGCUGGCCAUGCUGCCGGACGAGGUGCGCGGGCGCAACGAGGCGGCCAUGCGCGGGUGCGGCACGCAGCGCGGCGCCGACCACUGCGACAACGCCUUCCUCACGCACGUGUGCUGGCAGAAGGCCAACAAGAAGGACUACUUCCUCAUCUAACGCCGCUAACGAACCUACAUUCAUUAAACCAUUUCAAUUGUUA